Etheostoma spectabile (orangethroat darter) is the source of this 4515-nucleotide messenger RNA. RefSeq names its product transmembrane protein 229B (gene tmem229b). The record is from RefSeq and is a predicted model, not a curated record. The transcript has 4 exons. NCBI's taxonomy places the organism in Eukaryota, Metazoa, Chordata, Actinopteri, Perciformes, Percidae. Bases 419 to 1003 code for a protein of 194 amino acids.
CCUGGCAACCUGUCCAGUCCAGCACAUAACUGCCCAUAAAAGCAAAAAUUCUUAUUUUUACACUUUGCUUUUGUACAUAUUUUUCGGAAGAAAUAUACUUGUUAAUUAAUGAGCUUUCAAAGUUGCUGACUGACUGAGGGGACUUUAAGCCAAGAAGCUCCCAGUCUGGAUGUCUGCACGCUGAGCUGCGGUACAGAAAUGGUUAAUCAAGGAUGCAAAAACAGAGACACCGUAAAGGAAGGAGAAACCGGGGGAACAGACGAGCUGUAGACCAAGCAGCGCCACAUCCUGGACCGCAUCCCCGGGUGAUGUGUUUGAUCCGCCGGCCUGUGUGCUGAGGGAGACACCGCCGAGCUUAAUCUGAAGACCUGCAUCGCAUUAUCACAGAUAGAAAAUUUGCGUGAAAGCAAGAGGAAAGAUGGUGACCGCGGAAACCCCAGAGGCUCCUGUACCUCUGACAGCGCUGUCACGCUGGUACCUCUACGCCAUCCAUGGCUACUUCUGCGAGGUGAUGUUCACAGCAGCCUGGGAGUUUGUGGUGAACUGCAACUGGAAGUUCCCCGGCGUGACCAGCGUGUGGGCGUUCUUCAUCUACGGCACCUGCAUCCUCAUCGUGGAGCGGAUGUACCUGAAGCUGCGCGACCACUGCCCCGUGCUGCUGCGCUGUGUCAUCUACACUUUGUGGACGUACCUGUGGGAGUUUGGCACGGGGCUGCUGCUGCGUCAGUUCAACGCCUGCCCCUGGGACUACUCCGAGUUCCGCUACAACUUCAUGGGACUGAUCACAGCCGAGUACGCCGUGCCCUGGUUCUGCGCCAGCUUCACCGUGGAGCGCUUUGUUAUCCGGAAAACGCUUCGGCUGCGAUUCCACAAGGGGCCCGAGGACGGUUGGUCAAACAAUGAGUUAGAUGCCGGGGCAGGAGGAACCGUGGGUGGUGGGAGAAGGAGAGAGGGUGGCAGAGGGAUGGCAAAUGAUGCUAACGGCUACCUUAAAGGAGAAUGAAUGAAAGGAAAAUCUGAAACCAGCCCAAUUGCCUUGCUACACCUCCUCUACCCUUCUCAGCCACUUUUAAUAAGCAGUCCUCUCCCAUUAACUGUCUGGGGGGAGGACAAACGGACAGCAAGGUGCACUGGGUUGGUGUGCAGAGGUGUACAGAGUACCAGAAUAGAAAACAAAACCUAACUGAGGUUUUAAAUGCCCAAAUCACUCACUUGCGCUCUCUACUGUCAACAGAGGCACAAUAACUCCAUGUCGCUGUGUUUGCUGCAUCUCAUAACACACCCACUGAUUUCUAUGUGGGGUUGGCCUUGAGUAGAUCAAGGUCUUGAAUGUCCAGGAUUACACUUUCGGGAGGGGGUGGGGGUAACUGUUGCAAAGAUUAGUGUUAUCAUCCUCCAAAGGAACAAAUUCAAGAACUAGAAGAAUAAAUAUUUCUGUUUUUCAAGGGCACAUCAGUCUAUCUGAAAGCAGAAAGCUUGCUGCAUAGUAGUCAUAAAAAGUAGCUACAGCUGUAACACAUUCUUUUUAAAAUGUACAUAUUGUCCUUUAGUAUUAAUCAAAGUACUGUAGUAGUGUAGCUACACAAAUCUCUUUGAAAACAUACCGUCCACCCUGAGGCUCCGUGUGUCGGCGUACAUUAUGAAGAAUGUUUUUGGUGAAUACCCACAAUGUCUGGCAAAAAGAUGCAUGAAAAUAAUGGUCUUCCAAUAUAAUAUACUGUACAUUUCUACAAAGGUCGUUCAGCAGUACUGUAGGUCAGUCUGCUGCUUGUGUGUGGUUGACCAGUUAUCAUGGUCGACUCCUGGUUGUCUCCUCCUGACUGCAUGGUGUCCUUGAGCAAGACAAAACCCCAGAGUGCUGGUACUGAGCAGGUUCACGCAUUGCAUGGCAGCUUCUGCAGUUGUGGUGUGUGUGGUGUGGUGUGUUGGUGUGUGUGUGUGUGUGUGUUGUGUGUGUGUGUGGUGUGUGUGUGUGUGUGUGUGUGUGUGUGUGUGUGGACGGGCCGGCGGGUGUGUGGUGUGUGAAGGCUAAUGUGAGAUGUUGUAAAGGCGCUAAAUAGAUGCAGUCCAUUUGACAUACCAGCAAGGGCGCUGUUCUGUUAAUGGCAAUGAUUGAGUCAGAGCAGCAGCAUAAAACACCAAACUCUUGAUAAUCUUUCCAUUUUCCUAAAACUUCAAUGUCUGGAUGUCCAUUUUGUGUGCUUUACUGUCAUCUCAGAUCUGCCGGGGGCCCAUAAGCCUCAUUCUAAUUCUCAAUCCUUGGAAAUCAAUCAGUCAAAUCAUAAAAUGUUUUUUUCUUAUGCUAGUAGCCACACGAUCAAAAAAGUGUUCACUAAUAAAGUAGCAGUAGUCAAUUUUGAGUGAAACAGAAUGACAAGUAGUUCAUGUGUCACGUCAGGUUUCCAUAUUUGAGCUUUUUAACUUCAAAAUGCAUUUUAGGAACAAAUGCCACAUUCACAACGUGUGCCCAUCAGAGCGUUUGUUCAGUGUUGUUGGUCCUCACAUUUGAACCCCGUUUUUCAUGACCCCUCUCUAUUUGCAUUACAUUAGUUUAAAGCUAUAGUGUGUAGUUUCUGUUGCCCCAAUGAGGAAGUCUGAAGAAUGACAACAAAACUGUCGGCACGUCCACAUGAUACAAGCCUUACGUGAUUGCGCACGCGCCCCCACCCCUCCACCCCUCCACCCCUCAGUCACUUGUAGCCAAGGAGGUCAGGGAGGAUUGAAAAACAUGAUGGACUCUUCAGAAGAGCUAUUUAUCUUUACUUGAGUUGAUUUGUAAUACAUAUAUUAAUAUCAAAAGGUUACGCAUUAAAGCUUUAAAAAGUGUGUGAAGGAAGGUAAUGUGUGUGAGGAAAUAUGUAGCAGAUUGUGGCGUUAUUUCAUUAAUUAAAGGAAACCCUCACACUUCUCCCCACUUUACAAAUAUCAGAAUUCGCUGCUCAUUUUCUUCCAAUAUUAAUGAUCUGUAAGUCACAAUUGAUUUGGUUUCUUGGUGAAUAAUGGCCUUUGUGAAAUUUUUCUGGACUUUGACUGACAUCUGACACAAUCCACAACUGUUUAAACAUAAUAUGAUACAAACUAGUCUGAUGUCAGAUACAUUGCAGCAUCCAGACUCUUGUACUCCAAUCAGGUGAAACAUGCAUAAUGCAAACAUUGCUUAUUUCCAUUGGUGUUGUCACUCUUAAUGUUGAUCCUGCGACGUCCUGUGCUCUAUGAGUAUUAGGAUCAAGGACUGUACACUCACCUUUAUGCACACAGAAGUUGACCGUAAUGUUUUCAGCAUGAGUGGAUCUGGUGCUGCUGACACUUCCCUUUUAACAGUAAUUCCACGGUACCGGGGGAUUGACAUUAUACAUGAAAUGGAAACAUGGUCGCUGAUUUCUCAGGAGGACCAUUUAUGUUGUUGACUCAAUCACAACAUUUUGUGCUGAAUAGUUGAAUUCAGCUUUUCAUUUCAACUGAAAACAUACAAAAGAACCCAUCCAAAUCUGGGUUUCCAUGACACAACUGGACUAUGUAAAGAUGUGACCUUCAUCAUUGUAGCUGCAAUGGCAUGACGUGUUUCCCCCCCUCACUGUCUCCCCUGUGAGUCCAGAGGGUGGAUGGGAGGAUGCUGUUCACUUCCACAGGACAGAUAAAUGGCUGCCACCCAGUGGAUAUAUUGAAAACUGCAGCUAGAACAAAUGUUUUAAUUAAACAUGGGACAAAAAAUAAGACACUUGAAGGGCCAUAAUCAUUAUUAGGAUCAAAAACAGAAAGAUGUUUGUUUAUUAUUAUUAUUAUUGUUAUUCAAUUUCAUACAUGAAUCAACAGGCUUAAAAGCAAUAGAGGCUUCUGACCCAGCAAUGAUUAUCCAGCUAACUUUUUCUCUUUAAAAUCUAUUAAACUACAUUAUGAGAACUGGUAUGCAGCUAAUGUCUUUAUCCAGUUCUACUGCUUUAAUGAGACAAAUCACAAAGAACAUGCAAAAUAAAGUGUAUUUGUUCUCUGCAAUAUAUGAAUGAGGGAGUAUCAGGUAUGUAUUGCGUGUUUUAUAGAGACAUGUUCUCUGUAUGUACAUGUGCAUGGAAACUGAACUGAUUCUCUGCUAUUUUUACCAGGCUGCAUGUUUCCAAAGGUUCUCAAUUUCUCCUCCAAACAGAUUUUAUCCAAGUGAUUAUUAGCCCCCAUGUACUGUAUAUUAUUUUGAAUUAAUGUGCAGGUUUUUAGUGAAAUGACUGUACUGUAAUAUCACUCACUUUGAUUAUGUUCCAUGUAUGAUUUAUCAAAUGUUUGGGAUUAAUGUAUGAGUAAUGUAUUUAUUUGAUCAUAAAUUAUGUGUUUUGGAGAACAUUUAUUUUCUGUGUGCAGACAACACAUUUACAACAGCCCUUAGAUGGUGUAAAAGAAAACGACCCAGCUGAUCUAUUGUUGUUGUUGCAAUACUUUUGUGACAAAAAUAUUUCUCCACUUUGGUCCAGACUGAAAUAUCUAAUAUACCAUAUCUAAUAAAACCACAGGACAGAUUGUCAAGAA